AAAACGUAAUAUUCAUCGAUGUAUUAUUUUAUUAAUUGUGCGAGCAAAAUUGGAAAACAUGAGUUCAAGAAAAUUGUCCCGUCAUUUGAGUUUAGACGAAUGUACGCGCGAAUAUUUGGAAAUGGGAAUGGACUUAACGAACAAGCGAAAAAGAUAUUUCAGUUUCCACGAAAAGGCAAUACACCGGAAUCGAGAUAGGCCGAUAUCUUUUGAACUACCAGAUACAGAUCUAGUUGAAACUGAUGAACGCAGUAUCACCGAAACAACUAUUGACGGGUCCAAAAGUAGCAAUCAAUUAAGCGUUAAUAAUUACAAGGAAAUGGUGAAACAAUGCUUGUUGGAUUCAGCAAAAGGAUACACUAAUGGUUUUCAAUUACUUCAUGAUAUUGAAUCUGGUAUGGCAAAUUUAGAUACAUUAAAACGGUGUCCACAGCAGCUGAAAAAUUUAAUAGUUCUGUGGGCAUGUUUUGUCGAUAAAUGUGAUGUCAUGGAAGUCUUAGUUAAAGCUGGCGCAAAUGUUAAUUAUAUAUUACCUUUUAGAGGCUAUGGUGCUGUACACAUAAGUGCAUUGAACGGCUGUGUUUAUUGUUUGAAAUGGUUGUUGAAUAAUGGUUGUGAACCGAAUUGCCGUGUUGACGAUAUGACAGCACUACACUUUGCCACCUUCACAGAUUCCGUUGAUGCGUUCAAUACACUUAUCGAACACGGCUGUAGACUUGAAUCCACUGUUCUCCAUAGCGCUGUAAAAUCCAGAGCUGUUGGGUGCAUUAAACUUUUAUUAUUUAAAUACAGUGUAGAUGUAAAUAUGUUGGACUCUAUGGGUUUAGCACCUAUACAUAUUUGUGCUGACCAAGGUUUUUCAGACUGUAUGUACAUGCUGUUAAGCUCGGAUAAAACGUUAAUUAAUCAAAAAGACUAUCAUGAAUGUACGGCUUUGCAUAUGGCUUGCGAAUCUGCACACGUAGAAUGCGUGAAAUUGUUAAUAGAACACCAGGCUAAUAUACAUGCUAAAAAUAUGAAAUUUCAAGUACCUAUACAUAUGGCCGCAAAAGCUCAAAGUGUGGAUUGCAUUGAUUUUCUGAUAAAAGCAGGGGCUGACGUCAAUGCCACAGAUAUAGAUGACCGAACACCUCUGCACUCAGCUAUAUCUGUUAAGACGUUGAAUGUUUGUCUUGCUGUAGACACAUUGCUAAGUUACCAUGCAAAAAUCAACGUACAAGAUCACUUUGGGUUUACACCUCUACAUAUAGCGGCGAUCAACGAAGUGCCGGAAUGCGUAGAAUCAUUGUUAGCCAAGGGUGGCAACGUAGGUAUUCAAACGUUCGGUGGUAUAUCGGCACUUAACAUGAUUGUAAGAAAAGUGCCUUCGUGCGUGCCAGCUGUAGCCAAACAAUUGGACAGUGCCGUUACAUCCAACUGGGCGGAUGGGUUUAAGCGUGGUCCGGAGAUACAACUUCGAUUCAAGUAUUUGUUAAAUUCUAAUACUUUUGGUGAAAUUGAUUUACUAAAAUGUUUUCAAGAAGAAGGCCAAUAUGAACUAUUACAGCAUCCACUGUGCCAAGCUUUUUUAUUUUUGAAAUGGAAAAAAAUACGAAAAUAUUAUUUAAUGCGACUGGCAAGUUUGGGAUUUUUCAUUCUUCUAUAUACGCUUUAUGUAACGACUGUACUUAGUCAUGAUUGCUACAAUGCAAUCCAUUUAUCCAAUCAGAGUAAUUCGUCAUGUUUCCAGAACAACUCUACUCUCAGUGCAUUUUUAAUAAAAAAUUAUCAAAUAAUGGAUGUAAUUAUUUAUGCAUUGUAUUUGAUCAGCGUCAUAGAAGGAUUCUUGAAAAUUUCAGAAAUGGCUGGAUAUAUGUAUGUUCAUCAAUAUGUCCUUAGUUUAAGUAAUUUAAGCGAAUGGUUAGUAUUAAUAAGUGUGCCACUAAUAUCAUUUCAUAUUAGUGGAUAUACCUCUUAUUGGCAAAAUUAUAUUGGUGCUUUUUGCGUACUCUGCGCUUGGACCAAUUUUAUGGUAAAAAUAGGCCAAUUGCCUUGGUUUGAUACAUAUGUCGCCAUGUACACUAAAGUUCAAAAAGAAUUUGCAAAACUCCUCAUGGCAUAUAUAUGUUUAUUAAUAGGUUUCUCUGUUAGUCUUUGCGUCGUGUUCCCUUCUUCUAAAUGGUUCAAUAAUCCUAUUAUAGGUUUUGUAAAAGUAUUAGUAAUGAUGGCGGGAGAAUUGGAUAUAUCAAUGUUAGAAGUACACGACGAAUCGCCAAUUAUAUCUAAAUUUAGUGCAUAUAUUGUAUAUGUAGCCCUUUUAAUAUUUGUAUCAAUUAUUCUUAUGAAUCUACUUGUAGGAAUCGCUGUACAUGAUAUACAAGGCUUAAAAAAGACUGCUGGUUUGUCUAAAGUUAGAUGUCAGAUUAAACUUAUAUACUAUAUUGAACUAUUUAUGUUGAGAAGCUUUUGGCCAAAAAGCGUCAAACGUAGAGCUCUGGUCUAUCCUUCUAAACAUCGAGCUCAUAUGACAGUUAAGCCAUUGAGUCAACAACAAACGUUGCCUAGAGAUAUUAUAGACGCUAUUCGAAUUUUAAUUAAACGAAAAAAACAAGAUAACUGUGAUAACAAUGACAUUUUUAAAAUACAAGAAAUAUUAAAAGAAGUAAGAGAUUUAAGAGCAGUUGUAGAAGAAAAUCAAAAGGUCAUUAAACAUUUGUUGAUUAAUGCAAAUAAAAUAUAAUAUUAUUAAUAUGCAUUUAUAUAAUUAUAUACAGAAUAAUAAAUAAUAACAUUAGAUAAAUCAUCAAUUUACGGAGAAAUUAAAUAAAAAAUACAAACAUAUUUUUUAUAACUGAUUAUACACUGUUAUUAUACUGAUAAAUAUAUUCAUCG
This is a messenger RNA of Rhopalosiphum maidis (corn leaf aphid), 2871 nucleotides long. RefSeq names its product transient receptor potential channel pyrexia-like. Gene Ontology annotation, molecular function: monoatomic ion channel activity; protein binding. The record is from RefSeq and is a predicted model, not a curated record. Gene Ontology annotation, cellular component: membrane. Lineage: Eukaryota; Metazoa; Arthropoda; Insecta; Hemiptera; Aphididae. Gene Ontology annotation, biological process: transmembrane transport; monoatomic ion transport. The transcript has a single exon. Bases 59 to 2719 code for a protein of 886 amino acids.